Molecule: messenger RNA, 5855 nt
Organism: Lytechinus variegatus (green sea urchin)
Lineage: Eukaryota; Metazoa; Echinodermata; Echinoidea; Temnopleuroida; Toxopneustidae
Exons: 2
Coding region: 1542-5855 (1437 amino acids)
Biological process (GO): DNA integration
Molecular function (GO): nucleic acid binding; zinc ion binding
Source: RefSeq, a predicted model, not a curated record
UCAAGAUAUGACUGUAUUUAUUGUAUGUAUCAUGUGAUAAUGAGUUUAUAAUUGUGUAAUUAUAACUGUGUAUUAAUUAUAAGACUGUUCAUAUUAUGUGUUAUAUGAAAUGUUAUUACUGCAAAUGUUAUGUAUUUGAUUAUUUCUAUAUGUAUCAUCUAUGUUAUUGUAUGUUCUAUAAUGUAGUAGUAAACAUUCCAAUGUUAUGAAUGAAAUUCAUAAGAAGGAAAUAGAAAGCUUCCGGUGGAAGGUUUUCCCAGUAAUUAUGACGAUGGUCAAACGUCAUACAGGUACCACUUGUGAGUCAGGUUUUCUUAGCAUUUAUCCCUGAAUAGGAAGCCUCAUGACCAUAAAAGGAGAAAGGCCCAACAUCAAUGGGGUAAAACGUAAACAUUUACCGUUAGACGGGUCAGACACUUUCCAAGAAGAAUCAGAGUUCUGUUUCUGACCAUUUCCGGUGGUAGAGGGUAAAUAGCUCUUAACCAAUCGAAUGCAAGGGACAGAAUGAGUGACCCAGCAUUAGCCAAUGAUAUUUAGAGGGGCGUAUACUUCAGAAAACUUUCCAAGAAUAUCAGAGUUCCAAACUCUUGACCAUUAGGUCUAUGGGAUGAAAUUAUUAUAAAUUUAGCUAAAAUUUGAUUCUAAAUCAGAAGCUGCUGUAAUUCAACAGAGAUACUACUUGUUAGAGAUACUGCACAAAAGUAUUACAAGUUUUCAUCAGAAUACUAUAUUCAGCUCUCGGUGAAUACAACAAGGUGUUGUUAAGGACAACCUGAUAGUCCGGGUCUUGGGAUUCCACAUUGGCAAAAUUGGAAUCGUUAUAAAUCAGUAAACACCAACGAGAAGUUGGUGUUUAGAUUUAUGAUCUGUAACUGGAGUUAAAGAGACGGGGACGGAAUCAUUGGUCUAGGUCUAUAUCCAGGAGACAGGAGCUGACGUCAGACAGAUAGUCAUCGUCAGGGAACUCAAGUGUGAAACCAAGAAUCAAAGAAGAAGAAGAAGAAUAAGCUAAGCAUCGUCAUUAUCAUUGAAUUGUAGAAACUGUUAAUAUUUCAUAUGUUUAUACUUCGUUCAUAAUCUGUAACCCUUGUUAGAGUAGUUUGUUGUAAUAAAGGUUUUCAUAAACCUAAUUACUGGUGUGAAUUGGUAUUCUGUUUAACAAGUUUAUAAGAGUCUGUGGGGUGGAAUAACACUGCAGUUAAAACGAUCCCAUCACAAGGUGGAUCAAGUUCAAAUUGAAAGUAGACCCUGUGACAUUUGGUGGAGAACCCGCGGGCAGUGUUUUAAUCCACUAGUAAUUAAUUACUAAAAACAAGGAGUGUUUUGAACCUCUUUACAAAUUCCCAAAACAGACUUAUAACUUGUGACAGGAAACCAAAGCAAACUUUGCAAGUUCCAGCUAUUAUAGUGUUGACAGAAUUAUACCACUUCCAGCCAGACCAUACUAAUUCAUUGAAGGUUAACAGUGGUUGCCAUAACAACCGGUUUCAACUUUGUGUAGUAGUAGUAUUGAGGAGGGAGUUUAACACUAGUAGGGAAUCAUGGAAUUCUCUCAAUACAUGGAGCUGGGUAAGGAGGCAGGUUUGUCUGGCAAAGAAUUGAUAGACUUUGCCAAAGAAAUGGAGAGUAAACAAAGGGAUGAGAGACAAAAGGAAAGGGAGGAGAGACAAAAGGAUAGGGAACAUCAAAUGGAACUAAAAGAAUUAGAGCUAAAGCUAGCUAGUCAAAAGGUUCAAGAUGUUAAAACAAGUUCUCAUCCAGGUAGGGAUAAUUUGAAUAUCAAACUUCCCUUGUUCAAUGAAAAGACUGAUGAUAUGGAUUCUUUUCUUAGACGAUUUGAAAGGUACGCUAGAAGUUUAAAUUGGGAAGAGUCCCAAUGGGCUUUGCCCCUUAGUACUUUAUUAACUGGCAAAGCGUUAGAGGUAUAUUCCAGGAUGCCUGAUGAAGAGGCAUGUGAAUAUGACACUCUGAAGGCAGCAUUGCUGCGACGUUAUGAUUUAACAGCAGAAGGUUUUAGGAGUAAAUUUAGGUUUUCGCGGGUAGAAUCCGGUGAAACUUAUACACAGUUCGGAGACAGACUAAAAAGGUAUUUGCAUAGGUGGGUUGAGCUGUCAAGUAUGACAGAAAACUUUGAGGGCUUAGUAGAGCUCAUGACUGUAGAUCAAAUCUACGCAGGCUGUGGAAAAGAAAUGAAACAAUUUCUGAAGGAAAGGCGUCCCGAGGGAUUGGGGGAUUUGACAAAACUUGCCGAGCAAUAUUGCGAGGCCCAUCCUAACAUGAAAGAAAACAAGGCUAAGGACUCAAGCUCCAAGCGCCCAGUAAAUGGACAGGCGACCUCUGGAGAGCAGAGGAAGGGGCAUAAAUCUGGGUCAAGUGGAUGUUUUAUAUGUGGGAAAGGGGGGCACUUAGCAAAAGCUUGCCCAAGUGCAGCAAGGUCAAAUUUCAAGAAAGGGGCGGCCUUAGAGGAAAUACCCUCAAACUCAGAGGAGAAGGGGGGUGCCUGCAAAGAAAUGAAUACAGUCAUGUACUCAGAAGCUCGGCAACCAGGCUCUUAUGUAAAAUUGUCUAGUGGGGACGAGUUGCCCUUACUAGAGGCUGGGGGAGUCUCGGGGACUGUGAAGGAUGAAAUGCCUGUCGUUCAAGGCAAGGUAGGGGGACACAUUGUCUCUGUACUUAGGGAUAGUGGAUGUAGUACGACGAUUGUAAAAUCCAAGUAUGUAAGGCCAGAUCAGUACCUGAAUAUUAAGAAGAGGGUAGCCUUAAUCGAUAGGACGAUAAGGGAAUUCCCUGUUGCUAGGAUAUGGGUGGAUACUCCUUACUAUAUUGGGCAGUUAGAUGCGUUAGUACUAGAGAACCCACUAUAUGAGUUAAUACUCGGUAACGUCACCGGGGUGAGGAAACACACCGACCCUGACCCUGAUUGGACGUUAGAGUUAGACGAUGAUGAUUUCGAAGCCGAAAUCGACAUCGAUUCGGAAAUCCCAUCCGAGGGAGGCGCAGUAGAGACGCGGGGUCAAAAAGCACAGAAAUUAAAGCCACUAAAGCCAUUACCGACUGCCAAAGCACUUUCUCUUGCUACGAGCAAGGCUGAUUUUCAGCACGCGCAAAAGGAGGACGAGACACUUGGUAAGUAUUGGAAAGCGGCAGAAACAGGGGCUCUGUCUAUUACUGGAAAGGGUAAUGAGACGCGCUUUUUGGUAAAACGCGGACUAUUGUAUCGAGAAUUUAGAGCUGCCAAGCAAACUCAAGGCGGGCCGAUUACUCAACUUUGUGUACCCAAGGGAUUUAGGGAAGGAGUUAUGGCACUAGCCCAUGAUGGUAUCAUGGCUGGUCACCUUAAGGUACAAAAAACUCUUGAUCGCCUACAGCAAAGUUUUUGCUGGCCGCGCAUGGCAGAAGAUGUGCGCUGCUAUUGUAUCUCGUGCGACAUUUGUCAGAGGACAAUAAAGAAAGGAAGUGUUAGUCGCGUGCCACUCGAGAGCACACCCCUCAUUGACACUCCCUUUAAGCGCGUGGCCAUUGACCUCGUAGGGCCAUUGGAUCCGAAGACUGACAGAGGGAAUCGCUAUAUUUUGACAUUAGUUGACUAUGCGACGCGAUAUCCUGAGGCAAUACCAUUGCCUAAUAUUGAGACCGAGCGGAUUGCCGAAGCUCUUCUCGAGAUUUUCAGUAGGCUAGGCCUACCGGAUGAAAUUCUCACCGAUAGAGGGAGCCAGUUUACGAGUGGGCUUAUGAAGGAGUUAGGGCGGUUGCUGUCCGUCAAACAGUUAACCACAACUCCUUACCACCCAAUGUGCAAUGGGCUGGUAGAGCGCUUUAAUGGGACGCUUAAGACGAUGCUUAAGCGCAUGUGCGCAGAGCGACCCAAAGAUUGGGACCGAUACAUUCCAGCGCUACUAUUUGCAUACAGGGAGGUACCGCAAGCUAGCCUCAGCUUCAGCCCAUUUGAACUUCUAUAUGGUAGAACCGUGCGUGGGCCUCUCUCCCUAAUUAAGACUAUCUGGGAAGAAGAGGAUGCGUCUGAGGAAGUUAAGACAACGUAUGAAUAUGUUGUAGAUCUGCGCUCAAGAAUGGAAGAAACUUGCAAGCUUGCGCAGGAAGAGCUGAAACGCGCAUCAGCUCGUUAUAAGAAGUAUUAUGAUACCACAGCUAGAGAUAGGAAGUUUGCCGUGGGGGAUAAGGUCCUUAUUCUCAGACCCACAAGCGCAAGCAAACUACUGAUGCAAUGGCAAGGUCCGUAUGAGAUCAAGCAGAAGGUAGGCCGAUGCGAUGUCCGUAUCGAAGUUAAUGGUAGGCUAAAAACCUACCAUGUUAACCUCCUGAAGAAAUACAUUGACCGAAGCGACGUAAGCGAUCUCAACCAAGCCGCAUCAAUCUCUGUGGUCGAAGAAGAACAUGACCAUGAUAGGCCAUGUAUUGGAUUUCCUGCUCUAAUCCAGACCGAGGAUCUCCAACAUGUGGUAAUCAGUGACAAGCUGACCGACACACAAGGUGCACAGGCUAGACAGGUAUUAGCCCAAUUUGACGCACAACUGACAGAUGUGCCAGGGAGAACUAAUACUAUGCAGUGCACAGUCAAACUGACAAGUAAUGACCCAGUGGUAAGCAAACCAUACCCACUACCUCAGUCAACACGCGAAGCAGUCAAGUCUGAGAUAACUGAUAUGCUCCGACUAGGUGUGAUUGAGAAGUCGGAAUCGCGUUUCGCUUCACCAAUCGUCUUGGUGAAGAAGAAAGACGGCACAAACAGAUUCUGCGUCGACUACAGGAAACUGAACGCAGUAACAGUUUUCGACCCGGAGCCGGUGCCUAACGCGGAUGACUUAUUGUCAAAUCUAGCAAAAGGGCGCUACUUCUCGAAGCUAGAUCUGAGCAAGGGGUAUUGGCAGAUACCAAUGGCAGCAGAAGACAAAGAGAAGACUGCUUUUGUAACUUCUGAGGGGCUAUUUCACUUCACUGUGUUACCUUUCGGAAUGGUUAACGCACCAGCUACAUUCUCACGUCUUAUGCGACGGGUUCUAUCUGGGCUAGACGGGGUAGUCAAUUACAUUGACGACAUCUUAGUUUAUUCAGAAACCUGGGAGGGUCAUGUCAGGACAUUGGUCCAAGUGUUCACAAGACUUGCCGAGGCUGGACUGACAGCAAAACCGAGUAAGUGUCAGAUUGGAUUCCAAUCUUUGGACUUCCUGGGACAUGUUGUCGGGGAAGGCACACUCAGGCCUGAUCCAGCAAAACUGGAUCAAAUUUUGCAUGCAACUCCUCCGACUACCAAGAAGGAGGUACGCGCAUUCUUAGGUUUGGCAGGCUAUUAUCGGAAGUUCAUCCCAAACUUUGCGACAAUCGCGGCGCCACUGACCGAUCUCACAAAGAAAAACGGGCCAAAUAAAGUGGAAUGGGGUCCAAUUGAAGAGCGAGCGUUCCAAACACUAAAGUCACGUCUGACUUCAUCACCGAUCUUGCAUCUCCCAAAUCAAGAUGAGCCAUACAUAUUGGCAACGGAUGCUUCAGAUGUAGGCAUAGGGGCCGUUCUGAUGCAGCGCGUAGGGGAAGAAAAAUUUCCAAUCGCAUACGCGAGUAGAAAACUGUCCGACACGGAAAGACGCUAUGCGGUAAUCGAAAGGGAAUGUCUUGCGAUUGCUUGGGCAGUGAAAAAAUUCAAUGUCUACCUCUAUGGCACUGAAUUUGAAUUAGAAGUAGAUCACAGACCACUGAUGUACUUAGCACAAGCGAAAUUGCAAAAUAGUAGAAUUCUGAGGUGGGCUCUCGCGCUUCAGUCAUAUCGUUACCAUGUGACUGCAGUAAGGGGAAUAGAUAAUGUAGGGGCUGAUUUUCUUAGCCGUUGCCCUGAACAAUAG